AUGAGUGGUCACGAAGACGGUGGUACGCCUAGUUCUCCUCGAGAGAUUGGUAUUGGUACUGAUGAGACGUCAGCAUCUUCCUCAAGCACGGGUACGGCUAGUACGCCCCCUACUUCUAACAACGCUUCCUCUGUGGCGAACGGUACGAACUCUCCAGAGCCUGCCUCUGUGAACGGUAAUCCCGGAUUGCCUCGGAAGCCUGCCAUUGGCCUGAUCAGCCAUCACGUGUGUGAGAAGUUUAAGGGUUCUGUAGAUCAAGACAUACAAGAAUGGUUUGGUACCUUCGAGAUGGCUACCUCUGCCUGCGGUUGGAACGAUGUUCAGCGUGGUACGUACCUUGGUCUCUAUCUUACUGGUUCUGCACACCGAGUUUGGCGUUCGACCUGCCCUAAGGGCGAUUAUCAGACGGCCCGUGCUACUCUGCUCAAGGCCUUCGAUAAAUCCAAGACCGCUGAUGCUGCUCUCUUACGGUUCAAGGAGUACGCCUGGGAUGGCAAGAUCACCUUGUCGGAGUAUACGGCGAACUUAUCGCAAGCCCUUCAAGAUUAUAGUGCCCUGCUCCCGGACGACUCGAAGAUUCCCCCUGCUGUGUUGGAGACUCUACUGAUUGACCGUGUUUGCGAGACAGCUACUGGUUCGGCUAAGGCAGAGAUGCGUCGGCAUCGCCCCAAGACAUUCCGUGAAGCUUGUGAGGUCCUGGACGCUUACUCGGAAGACGUGACUGCCAAUGCCACCUCUCGUACCCAACAAGUGAAUGCGGUGGCGUCUCCCUCUCCCGAACGUGUUGACUCAGAGAACAUCUCGGCGGUAUUGACGAAGGAGUUCGAACGGCUGGCUACUGCCAUGACUAACGCCCUGACUCAUGUUGUACGCCCUGCCCAGGCUGGUCAACAAGCCCCGGUACAACAUGCUGGUAAUCGUGGUAAAGGUAAUGGUGGACGAUUCCAACAACAACGUCGUGGUGGAUGUGGUAUCUGCGGUGGAUCUCAUCGUACACCUACUUGCCCGUUUCGCAAGUACGACACUGGUUGUAUGAUCUGUGGUAAGGACGAUCACAUGGCUCGCAAUUGCCCUGACCACCCUUCACGUCGACCUAUGGCCUCUUUGGUACAGAGGCAGGGAAACUAG
Molecule: messenger RNA, 1128 nt
Organism: Perkinsus marinus ATCC 50983
Lineage: Eukaryota; Perkinsozoa; Perkinsida; Perkinsidae
Exons: 1
Coding region: 1-1128 (375 amino acids)
Molecular function (GO): zinc ion binding; nucleic acid binding
Source: RefSeq, a predicted model, not a curated record